This is a messenger RNA of Calypte anna (Anna's hummingbird), 6326 nucleotides long. RefSeq names its product SUMO specific peptidase 5 (gene SENP5). Bases 871 to 2589 code for a protein of 572 amino acids. Lineage: Eukaryota; Metazoa; Chordata; Aves; Apodiformes; Trochilidae. The record is from RefSeq and is a predicted model, not a curated record. The transcript is spliced from 12 exons. Gene Ontology annotation, cellular component: nucleus. Gene Ontology annotation, molecular function: deSUMOylase activity. Gene Ontology annotation, biological process: protein desumoylation.
ACUCUGGCAUUCUUCAUCGUUCAUCUGACCAUGCGGUGAGGUGAUGCAGGGAGCUAUGCCAGCAGAAAAUGAAUCAUUCGUUAUGGUGCCAAAAUUUUGACCUGGUGUGUGGGCCACAGGAGACAUUCUUAGACUCUGUCCAUAAUGAAUGGAGAAGGAAUGGCUUCUUCACCCAGAGAGUCCUCUUCUAAUACAGAUGGGAUGGAUUGCCACUGGAGGAACAUGUGCUUUGCUGUUCAUUUCAGAAGCCCCGGCAGCCAGCUGGUUUUCAAGAUCAUAAUGCAGCAGGAAAAUGAAAAACCAUAGAAGACGUUUGCUUUGGAAAAGAAGUCGGUUGCUGGCCCAGUCUAAAAAAUGGACCUCUGGAUUUGGGGACCUUGGGAAAUACUGCUUCCAAAAGCAAUUUUUCCUAGCUAAGAAGAAAAGACAGAGUGCACAGCUAAUUGUGAGCUUAAAUCACAGCAAACUGUACAGAAGACUGCAGUGCAGAAGGAAGCCACUUGAGCUCCAAAGCAGGUGGGCUUCUGAUGUGCCUCUAAAUGCAGAAACUUAUCAAAAACCUUCUGUUGAACAAUACAACUUUCCUUACAAAGCUACAGAGAGCAAAAAGAUUCUGUCCCUGUCACAAAGCUGAAAGUUCAUCUGGGAAGCAGUAAGAAAACUCAACAAUGAAUCCUUUCAGAGUGGAUGUCCCUUGAAUGAAGAAUUUGAAACUGUUACUGUUCUUAAUAGCAUCUCUGGCAAUAUCCAUUAUGUCUGAUGUGGUUCUGUCUUACCUGUAAAGAAAAAGGGUUUUGUAUAUAGUGGGGAAAAGAGCAAUAAUAAUGAGGGCAACACAGUCCUAGUAGUUUUAAACAACUAUAAAAGGAAAUGCUGUUGCAAAGGGUGUGGAAUGGAACUUGUGGCCCCUUGACAACUAUAAAGCGGUCCAAAUUUAACCAUCAUACUGUAAAAAAGAGAUCUUUAUUUAUGAUGCAUAAGAAACUUUCUAUGGUUAGGUUUCGGUAUAGAAUUGUAAAAUCCACAGAACUUCGAUCAAGAGGCAAAACCUUCAAAUUGGGAAAAAUCAAGCGAAGGUGGGUGAAGAAAGUUACGAGGGACCAUCAAGAGACUCUCCAAGAUUUUGAAAGUGGAUUGUGUAACUGGCUUUCCUACUGGAAAUCUAAAAGUAACCGUCUUUUGAACCAGUGCAGCUUAUCAGAUAUGAACAAUAAUACACCCAAAUCUGUAGGUGAGGAGAAUGAAAUAUGUGCAUCUGAGAUCUGCCAUUCACGGGACACACUGCUGUGUGCUGAGACAUCUUCUAAGGGGCCAGAAUCCGGAGGGCAGGAUGGCAGUGCAGAUGCUGUCCCACCAGAACUACAUGCCAGAGCUUCUCCAGAGGCAGAGGCGUUGCAUGAGGUGGAGACCAACGGGGCUGUGGCAGAGGAUCAUUGCUCUGAUAUUGUUGUCUCCGUGACAGGAAAAGAAAUUGAUGUUUCGAGUCAAGAUGAUGCAGAAUCUAAUGAGGUUAUGGGUGUAGAUGGAAUGGUACUGUUGCAAUCCUCCUUGCAGGAUUCUGAUGUCAAUGAUAAUUUUGCAAAUGGACCUUUAUCCGUGGAGCUGGCACAAAAUGAGGACAGCUCUAGCCAAAUGGAAGUGGAGGGCUCCUUAAACCUGGACGUUUUUAGUGCAAAGUUACUAGAUCACCCUUAUUGUAAAAGUCCUCUUGAGGAGCCUUCACCAGAAAGCACAGGACUAAAAUCAGGAACUCGGAAGGGAGGCAAAAGGAACAGUCAGAAACCUUCCCGGGUGGCUGAUGAGCAGUUGGCAACGUGGCUUUGUGGAUUCCUAGAUGAAGUUAUGAAGAAAUAUGGCAGUUUAGUGCCACUUUGUGAAAAAGAUGUCAUGGGAAGAUUAAAAGAAGUCUUUAAUGAAGAUUUCUCACACAGAAAACCUUUUAUCACCAGGGAAAUCAUGAAGUAUCGGGAAAAACAUCCAAAAACCUCCACUUGCAAUUUCCGGGUCUUCUAUAAUAAGCACAUGCUAGAUAUGGAUGAUUUAGCUACGCUGGAAGGCCAGAACUGGCUGAAUGACCAGAUAAUUAACAUGUAUGGUGAACUUAUAAUGGAUGCAGUCCCUGAAAAGGUUCAUUUCUUUAACAGCUUUUUUCAUAGACAGCUGGUAACCAAAGGAUAUAAUGGGGUAAAACGAUGGACUAAAAAGGUGGACUUGUUCAAAAAGACUCUCUUGUUGAUUCCUAUUCACCUGGAAGUCCACUGGUCCCUCAUUACUGUGAACAUCCCCAGUCGGAUUAUUUCAUUUUAUGAUUCCCAAGGCAUUCAUUUUAAGUUUUGUGUAGAGAACAUUCGAAAGUAUUUGCUGACUGAAGCAAAAGAGAAGAAUCACCCAGAGUUUCUUCAGGGUUGGCAGACUGCUGUGACAAAGUGCAUUCCACAACAGAAAAAUGACAGUGACUGUGGGGUUUUUGUGCUCCAGUACUGCAAGUGCCUCGCCUUAGACCAGCCUUUUCAGUUCUCCCAGGAAGAUAUGCCCCGAGUGAGAAAAAGGAUUUACAAGGAGCUGUGUGAGCGCCAGCUAAUAGACUAAUAAAAUGCAACGAACCUAAUUUCUCUGGCAUUUCUGACAAGUUGAAGCUGGUGUUUGUGUACUUGAAUUUCUGAAAACUUCCGUGAAUUUUGAGUGAUUCUCAGCUGAGUGGUGUGGCCACUGUUGUUACCUCAAUUUUUUGACAAGCUCUUUAACAGGCAGAACAUAGCAGAGCUGUCAUAAAAUAUUCCUCAUGUCAGUUUGGUUCUCUUCUGUUCUUUCCUGUAUUUAAUAUUUAUUAUCUCAGCAUGCAUAUAGGCAGAGCAUGCAACUAAAACCGUAAAACUGUAGAUUUGGUGCACCUUUGAGAUGUAGCUAGAGAUGACAAAUACAGGUGAUUUUUGUCUGGAAACAUAAAGAUGCAUGAUAUGUUUUCUGACGCAAUAAUGCUUUGAAUGUAUCAAAAGAAAAAUCAAUGCCAUAAAAAGAACAGCUAGAACCUAUUGAUAGUUCCAUUGUCCCUGUUGUGGCUGUAUGAUACUGAAUUACCACCUUUUAGAGUGGCUAACUCAUUUACAAAUUUAAUUUGUGAAGAACCCUUUUUUAAAUAUCUCAAGUUGCUAAUAAAGUUUGUUCUGUUAACAUUAAUCCAGCUGUCAUUAUCAGCCUGUCCCUUUAGAUAAAAAGCAGCCUUUGCACAAAUAAAGCUUCGGCACUUGUCUAUAUAAUAGAAAGUACAAAGGUGUUCAGUCUGUCAGAUUGAUGGUAUAUUCCUAUAUGUUACAGAAGCCUCCAUGAUGUGUGUAUUAAGGAGAAUUGUAACGCUGGCCCUGAAGAGUCACAAUUUAGAUAGUAAGAUAAGCUCCUCAGCUGUAACUGUUUAAAUCUCAGAUGGCUUUGAGUAAUUUUUCAGUUUCACAAUAUGCAGUGAAAUGUUCUGUUUCAGCAUCUCUCCUUUCAGCUCUGUCUUCAAAUGAAUUUCCUUCAAGCUUGUUAUGUUUAACCUCCCAUUGGCUUUUGCCUUUGUUCAAAUAUAAAUUAAUUCAUCUCUGCUGCAUCUGCUCUUUGAUUGUCUCAAAUAUCCCUAGUUUUGUUUGUGUUUAGUAGCACCGAUGGGUCUGGUUGGGAGUAACAGCACUUGUAGUGAGUGCUGUACAAACACAAGAAGAUUAUGUAGUUCUGCUCCUGAGGCAUGGGAAGCUGAGUCCAGCACUGAAUUUGCUGGGUUGUUGCACUGGGCAGGGCUAAGACGAGAGACUUUUGGGUUUUUUACCUUGAUCUGAAAACUAUGAUGUUCUCCUUGUUUUGUUUGAAGAAACUAUUGUAUAUGGGAUUGCUAAAGCAGAAAAUCUUUGCUGUGUUUUUUCUACCAGAUAAAGGAGUGAGCCCAGAGGAAAACUAUUUUCAAUGCUAAACAUCAUCUGUUGCACAGCUUCACUUUUUGUCUCUCCAUAGCCUUGACUUCUGGUGGAGGAAAACCACUUUGAGUUCUCUGUAUCACAAAUUACUUCAGGCCUGAGCUAAACCAGGUGCAAAUCCCUCCUAGAUUACAAGAGAAAGUAGGGAGAACUGAAGAAGAGCCAAGCAGAGUCAGGCCAGGAGAUGGAAGCUUGUCCAUGCUGUUGUGCCAGAGAAGGAGAUCCUGCAGUAUCUUUGUGUGUUCCCACUUACCCUUGUUGGCAGAUGACAAGGACUGGCUUAACAUAGCAAGAUAAGGGUCUUAAGCACUUGGUUAGAUAAUUGAAUCAGGAAGAAUAGUAAGACCUGGACUGACUAAACAUGCAUUUGGCCAUUGUGGUGCAGAGCACCCCACAGCACAUGGUUUCUUUGUGUUUCUGAAGUGUUACUGAUACAAACAGCAGCACCUUCUUGGGGCCAGUGACUGUGAGCAGUGGAGGGUGACUUGCAAACAAAUAAAAAACUUGGGAUGUCAUUUCUCUUAUGCUAGGGGAAGAACAUGCAAGCCAGUGCUGCUCUUCCUGCCUUCUCCCUGCUCUGAUAGCACAGGGAUGGCAUAAAUGCUUAUGCAACCAUGUGGUAGGAGCAGCUGAACCGAUCUGGGUUAAGACUAACCCAGCCAAAAGGCUGCUUUAACCAAGAGGACAGAGGAGUUGUCACCUCAGUGGUAACUUGUCACCGGGUGCCUAUGAACAAAGAGAAUUGGGUGGCCAGGAAGAGGCAUGAAAGCAGUGUGCCAGCUUUGGUUGCAUGCAAGUGAAGCUGUAUCUUCAAGCAAGGCUCCCUGCAGCAAGAGGAAUACAGAAAGGGAGCUGCAUAAGCAAGUUGACUGUAUUUUCAGAACUCAAAGAGUUUGGUAGGGAAGCUUGCAGAUGUGCUUCUUACAGUGCACCAGCCUGGGGGACUCGGUGCUCCCAAGGAAGAUCCUUGUUUUUUCUAGAAGUUGUCUUGUUGAUGGGUAUUUUUGAUUGGAGCACCAUGCGACCGGCAGUCCUUUUCUGAAACUUGGUGUGUAUUACUGAUGUGUAGGAACCCAUCUUCCUCUAUAUGAGAGGUUGUGAGGAGUCCUUAAUCAGGAUCCUUUUAUCAGUGGCAUCAGUAUUUCUAUGAACUAUGCGUUUAGCAGGAACUUGGAUGCUUUAAAGGAAGCUCAUAUGUGUACCAGAUCGUUUGAGGGAAGGGGGAGCUUACAUUUGAAUCUGCUGCCUUGUGAAUUGGGGAACAGGGUGGGGAAGGAUGCUUGUUGGAAAGUACUUCUUAUGUGCUUUCCUGUCAUCUAGAGGUUUGCUGACAAGUGUUCCAGUUGGUUAUGGGGCAGUACAGAGGAGCUGCACUUGAGUCUCCAGCUGUGAACACACCAGUGAGAGGCCUCAGAAAAAAAAAAAGGAGGGGAAAUUGAAAACAGAGCUAAUGUAAGCAAAGUAUGUUGGUGCAGGGUUGAAAUUAAUCACAGGCAGUCAGAAUCUCAGACUCUGUAAUGAUGUAUCCUGUGAAACUGGACUAAUUAACUCCUCCUUGAAGAAUGUCUUUGAUGCCUUCAAGGAGAUGGACUCCAUAAUCUGUAGUCAUUUUACCAUUUCUUAAAACAUUCAGAACUAUGUGGAGUGUUUUUAUUACGAGAGGCACAUUUAUGUGGAUGUAGUUACGACUGUUAGCAAUUCCAUUAAUGUGAUCUUCAGAAUUUCAUAAAUCACUCUGAGCUGGUUUGGCUGAUGCAUAAAUUUCACAACUUGUUCCAAAGAGAUUGUCUGAUUUAUACAAACAGUCCCAGAACUGGUGAAGCCUCCAUCUCACGUGUGACAAAGCUGAGCUGUAGUAAACCUUAAACAGAAUUGGAAAUAAAUUCAGUUUCCAUUUUGUUUGCUUUAAUCUGUAGCUUUAAAUGACUGUGCAAAUUGUAUAAAUCAAAAAAUGCAAAAUGUGGCCUUGAUUCUGCAAGGUAGGUAGAAAAAUGCCUGUUGCUGAGCUGCUAGGUACUUGCAGAAUGGAGGCUGGACUUCUGUGCUUUCUGAUGCGCUGUUGCUCUGUUCUUACCUGGCCCUCUUUGAGUGUGAAGUUGAUACUUUAAAUGCUUCAUUUGCACUGAAAGCAGAGCCAUGCUGGCUUGCAAAGUGUUGCUGGCUUGUGUGGAAUCUUUAGCAUAAUGCUUAACCUUUCUUUACUUUCCUCGAGUUUUGAUUGGCAUUAUUUACUGUAGCAUUUAUUCAGGUUGAUGGGAAAAUUUAGGCCUUUGGAAGUGAUGUAGACUUAGCUCCACCGAGCAACAACUGUGUUUUGUGGGUGUGUUCUUGCAUUGAAUGAAGCCCAUGUAAUAAAAUUGAGUUUUACCAUAAACCCUA